Molecule: messenger RNA, 2479 nt
Organism: Rana temporaria (common frog)
Lineage: Eukaryota; Metazoa; Chordata; Amphibia; Anura; Ranidae
Product: sodium/nucleoside cotransporter 2-like
Exons: 18
Coding region: 251-2149 (632 amino acids)
Biological process (GO): nucleoside transmembrane transport
Cellular component (GO): membrane
Molecular function (GO): nucleoside:sodium symporter activity
Source: RefSeq, a predicted model, not a curated record
UGGACAGGUAACAGCACAAGUGUGGGUGUGCUGAUCACUGACUUAUAAUAAGUUAAUCUACUUUUAAGCAGUAAACCAUUACAUGGUAGUGGGAAUCACUAAUCAGCUGACGUAGUUUUGGACUUUGCCGUUAUUUGAUCAUUCUAUACUGCUGAUAUUAUUCUCCAAGAAUGAGGAUACGAGCAACUGAAAACUCCUCAUAACUUCUUAAAACUUGGAGAACCAAAAGCGGAUAAACAGCAAUUCAAAGAUGGAAAUGUCAGAAAAACAAGGGAUUCAAAACGAUGCUUUUAAUGCAGAGGAGCAAGAGUAUUCAAAACCAACAGAUCUUUAUGAUGACAUAGGCAUCAAAAAAUCAAGAAAUUUUGUAAGCAAAAUAGCUGAGCCAUAUGACAGAGCAGCAGAAUAUGCCAAGAAGCAUUCCCGUAUUAUAAAAUACGUUGUUAUUGCAAUCCUCUGUGCAGGUUACGCUGCCUAUUUCAUUGCAGCUUGUGUGCUGAACUUUAACCGCGCCGUGGCACUGGUGGUUAUAACAUGUGUUGUACUUUUCUUUCUCGCUUAUGAUCUUGUGGUGAAGUUUUAUGGCAAGACAAUCAAAAAUUUUCUAAAACCAGUUGGAACAUUCUUAAGCAAAUUCAAAAAAUGGAUUAAGUGGGUAUUUGCUGCAUUGGUCCUAAUCGGUCUUAUUCUUUGGUUGGCAUUGGACACAGCUAAAAAUCCGACACAUCUUAUAUCAUUUGGCGGUGUCUGCAUGUUUGUUUGUUUUCUAUUCCUUAUGUCUAAACACCACCGUGCCGUGUCGUGGCGAGCGGUAUCCUGGGGGUUGGGACUUGAAUUUGUUUUGGGUAUCUUUAUCAUUCGCACCGAUCCGGGGUACCAAGCCUUCAAGUUUCUUGGUAACCAAAUUCAGACUUUUCUGAAUUAUACAACAGCUGGGUCAGGAUUCGUUUUUGGAACAACACUGAUAAAUGAAGUUUUUGCUUUUCAGGCCCUCCCUAUUGUGGUCUUUUUCAGCUGUGUCAUGUCCAUUCUCUACUAUAUUGGCAUAAUGCAGUAUGCCAUACUUAAGAUUGCUUGGCUCAUGCAAGUUACAAUGGGAACAACAGCCACAGAAACGCUGAGUGUAGCUGGCAAUAUCUUUGUGGGGCAGACUGAGGCACCAUUGCUGAUCCGCCCCUAUUUGCCAGAAAUGACCAAGUCUGAAAUCCAUGCUGUAAUGACUGGGGGCUUUGGGACCAUUGCUGGAAGUGUAAUGGGUGCCUAUAUUUCCUUUGGGAUUGACCCAUCCUCACUAAUUGCUGCCUCUGUCAUGGCCGCCCCUUGUGCUCUCGCUCUCGCCAAAUUGGUUUAUCCUGAAACAGAAGAAUCCAAGUUUAAAGAUGAGGAAGGUGUCAAGAUAGAAAAAGGGGAAGAAAGAACCAUACUAGAAGCUGCUAGCAAUGGGGCCUCUACCUCUGUGGGACUGGUUGCCAAUAUUGCUGCCAAUCUGAUUGCAUUCAUGGCCUUGCUUGAAUUUGUCAACUCUGCUUUCUCCUGGAUUGGAGGAAUGGUGAACUAUCCUAAACUUACUCUACAGCUGAUUCUAUCCUACAUAUUCAUGCCUGUGGCCUUCAUGAUGGGGGUACGGUGGGAUGAGGCUGGCCCAGUUGGUGAGAUGCUGGGAACAAAGAUCAUUCUGAAUGAGUUUGUGGCAUAUAGAAUACUGGCUGAUUACAAAGCUAAACGGCUUGAAGGUGUUGAGGAAUGGGUAGGCGACUCCAGGCAGUGGAUAACGGAGAGAGCGGAGGUCAUCACUACCUUUGCCUUAUGUGGAUUUGCCAAUAUUAGCUCCAUUGGCAUCAUGUUAGGAGGAUUAUCUACCAUGGCACCUCAACGGAAAAGCGAUCUAUCCAAGGUUGUGGUGAGGGCUCUGAUGACUGGAGCUUGUGUCUCAUUUGUCAAUGCUUGUAUUGCAGGAAUUUUACAUACCGAAAGAAAUGUAAACUGUGUGGACUUCUUUGGCACCACUGAGGCUUUCCAAAAUAAAACGUAUAACCUUUAUUUCUGCUGUAAAGAUAUUUAUACAGGGUCACAUGAAAAUGGAACACAAUUAGAGAUUGUGAGACAAUGUUGUAGGUUUUACAACAAUACGAUGUGCAAUGGGUUAUAAACAGAUGCAACGUUUUACACUGAAUUGCGGACUUUUAUUAUUAAUGGACAAACAUUCUUCACAGUUCAUGAUUGGGAAUGACCAACUUUGAUGACUGAUUUCUGUGAAAGCCGAUGAAGAUUCAUUCUACCAGUCCCUCAAAAAGCAUGCACUGCAAACAAUACUUCAACUACUAAUGUAUAAAACAACAUUCCACCUCUGUGUAUUUAUGUCCUAUGUAAAUGUAUACAUUUUAAAUUUCUUGGAUGUAUUGGGGCAGUGGUGUACCUAGCACACCCCCAAAAAAAGAACUGGUUUAAAGAAAUAAAGCGUAACGAAAAGUUCACUGUG